UUCGUUUCCUUCAUGUCCGCGCCAGGGCUACCGACGCAAAGCGACGACGCAGUUUAUGAGAAGAAGAUCCGUCGGCGCAAUUACUGCAAGAACAUGAAGAGGAUCUACCGCGAGGAGGCAAAGCAGGAACGUGCGUACUUGCUCAGCAAACUCGCCGAACUCGAGCGAGUGCUUGUGUCCCGACGCCGAUGUGUCAGGUGCAACUCAGAGGAGCGAUCCAUGCUUGCAUGGAGAGAUGUAGCCCUUUGUCUGCGCGAUGAACACGUCUCUUCCAAGACGAAGAACCACAAACUCAGAGCUCAACUCGCAGCUUUAAACAAGGUCAUGUUUGAGAUGCAGUCAUGGGUCGUCACAAACGCGGCACUCCAAUUCACCGAGGAUGGAUUCGCGCCAACGUGGCAGGAUCACACCUUGCUCUCAAAUCCGAAGUCGCGCGAUCUGGGAAAAGCAUGGAUCACCCAGCAAAUGUACCACCAAGUUGACCGCAUCUUCCAUCGCCACGGCUUUCCUUCUCCCGACAACGCCACGACUCCGUUCUUCAACCUCUCAGUUGGGUUCCCCGACCACCGUAACUCAGUCUCACACCAGUUCAUAUACCCCCUGCCGUUAAACCUUCUCUCGACCAUCUACCAACGCCAUUUCUGCGAAGUCGCCAUGAUGGACACCUCCUUCGAGGACGCUCGAGUGGGACGACUUCAUGGGUCGUUGAACUCGAUUCGAGAGACCACUGACACAACCCUCCUUCAUCAAGCAACGAGGCCCAUCGCGAAUUCCCACGGGGACUUGGCCAACAUCUUGGUAUGCGUGGUCCACGAGCCUGGGCGGACGCUUAUUAUGAGCAGACAUAUCACCGACGACGAAACGAUAGCGGUGCAUCCUGAGAAUCUGCAAAGGCACUGGUCGAGUUGGUUGGACCUUCGGGCACAAACGCCGACGACUACCAGCGCCAGAUACGUCAUGUCGUUUUCAAGAGCGUGGAGAGGCCGUCAUCGAACGAUACUCGUACCGCUGGCUGAAGAAGGCGUCAUGGUCUGGGGAAUGGCGAAAGAUGCACAUCAAGUGCGAAACACAAUUGUGCAUGAUGCCAUGGUGCUGCGGAAUGUCACAGACUCCAUGUACGAGAUGACUGCACUGUCGGCAUAUCGCUUCAGAUCCAUCGUCGAGCGGUACCAGCGCGACGAGCCCACCACCGAGAUCCGUCGAAACCCCGUAACCAGCUAUUGAAUGAUCGUGCGUAGAGAUGUCCUCGAGUCCUGGACUAACUACCUUAGCUCUUCGCAUUCGAGACGAGUCCGCUGCUCGCCUCGUCAGCUCGGCGCUUCGACGGCCAUCCGCUUAUCGUUGAAGGACAAGGUGGCUGGUUUGCUCCUAUUGACUCGAGCAAACAACGUCCUGUAGAAGUCCUGUGAUCGAACGCGAUGACAAUGCAGCGCAGCAGCGCAAGUUCCAACGGAUCACGAUCACCUACUGCAGAACGAUGACAUAGAUGAUUCGCGAGGCGGCUAGACAUGAGUGCAAUCUCCUUCUCAGCAAGCACGCGGAGCUCGAGCUCGUCCUCGCGUCUCGCAGGCCACAGAGCGAGGGAACGAUGCCGGAUUUGAAUUCGAUGUUGCAUUCGCUCUGCGCGACGUGCAAGUGUUCUCCAGCGCCUGCAACACUGCCCUCAAAGUCCAGCUCGCUGUCCUGACAAAGUGAACAAGAUGACAGCUUUGGUGAUAGCGCCUCCCAUGCCCUCUCGCAGCGUCAUCAAGCUGUUCUCCUAGCGGCGUGCAGUUGGCAGAGCAAUGCCGAACUACCCGUUUCUCUCGAAUCCUUGAGUCGAGGAAUUGGGGGAAAGCCUGGAUCAUGCCAACCUUCACGUAGACCAGACGUUCCAGCACCGCGGCAUCGCUGCUCGACUCGACGCCUUGAGCUUUCGAAUUCGAUCCCACCUGCCCUGCACCAACUGACGUUUCCCCAGUCCUUCGACGUCCUCUCGACCAGCGCUACAUGCUCAACGUCACCAUCGACGUCCAAGCUGGUCGUGUCUUCAAACCGUUCCGUUCGAGAAGCCUGCAUGUUACAUUACGCGUUCCAACCACUUGCGCCGACGCAAGAAGCACCGACUUGGUGGUCGCCAAUACGUUCGUGGGGUCCUUCUGGCGCAACAUGCAUCGCCAAAAACGUUGAAUGUCUUCAUCUCCAACGUCGUCGUGCACCCCAAUGAUCCAUCCAUCUCUUGGCCGAGCAUGCAGCACCAAGCGUUGGGUUUGGGGAGCCGUUGGAGAUCAGACACGGCGUCAUGUGCCCGUUUGAGAUGUGAUGGAUGGGCGAAACAUCCUCGACGACUUUGAUCUGGAGGGGCUUUCGAGCAAGUGGGCGGUCGAGGCAACUGAAGCAAUUGGCUCGUUGCAGGGACGGAUAGAGGGUGGUCGAAGGGAGAAGCAGAUGCAAAUACCACGACCUUCUUUG
This is a messenger RNA of Aphanomyces invadans, 2451 nucleotides long. RefSeq lists its product as hypothetical. NCBI's taxonomy places the organism in Eukaryota, Oomycota, Saprolegniomycetes, Saprolegniales, Verrucalvaceae. The transcript has 3 exons. The record is from RefSeq and is a predicted model, not a curated record. Bases 13 to 1224 code for a protein of 403 amino acids.